CUAUAUAUAAAUGCUAUGUAUCUCUGUUCCUGCAGCCUGGUGAACGAGCUGGCUCUGACUGCCAGGAAGAUGUUCGCUGAUGAAGCCAAGAGCAGCGGCCUGGUCAGCCGAGUGUUUGCAGAUAAGGAGGCAAUGAUGGCCGGAGCUCUGCAGAUGGCGGGGGAGAUCGCCGGCCGCAGCCCUGUGGCUGUGCAGGGCACCAAGAUCAACCUCAUCUACUCCAGAGACCACAGUGUGGCCGAGGGGCUGGACUACAUGGCCAACUGGAACAUGAGCAUGCUUCAGACUGAAGAUGUGAUGAAGUCCGCUCAGGCCUCCAUGGAGAAGAAGAGUCCUAAGACGAUAGCUUUCUCUAAACUCUAAACCUCAUGGAGACACUAUUCAUAACCCGAACGCUUUCGUUUCACACCUCCACUGUGGCCUUUCUGUGGGCGGAGGACCCUCGAGUGUUCCCAGCAGCAUCCACUCAGACCAUUAGAGGGCGGUGCAAUGAGACCUCAGAGACAGGAUUAAACCCACAGUUUGAGGCCUUCGUUUCCAAAGUUCUGCAUUAUUGUUUCUGUAAAAACCUUUGAAACAGCAUUUGGAUAAUGGGAUACUAUUAUUUUUAUCCAAACUUAACAACUAGAAAGUCAUGUGUGAAAUCUUAAACUGUUACAUAAAAGGUGAUGUGAGAUCGUCCCUCACUGUUUAAUAGUAGCCAGUUUUGUAAUUCUCUAAUUGACUUCAUGAAUGUUUUUUCAACUCAUCUGAAGGGUAGUGUUGACAUCCACCUUGUAUUUCCUUAAAUAUUUAACACAAUGGCAAAAAGGAGAUUCAAAUAACUUAAAAUGCUUUAUUGACAAUACUUUUAAAAUAAUUUAAAUUUACACCAUGGAACUAAGUAUACAUUCAAAGUCAUCACAGAGUCUUCUUGGCACGAAGUUUCUCUAAGGUUUUCUGUGAAAAGAUAGUAGGCAAAUAAAAACAAACUUUGGAGCUGGCAGUUCUGUUAGGAUCACAUUGUCUUUUGAAAACACUCAGAAUUAAAGUGCUUUACCUUGUGGAA
Messenger RNA from Notothenia coriiceps (black rockcod), 1048 nucleotides. Its product is annotated as delta(3,5)-Delta(2,4)-dienoyl-CoA isomerase, mitochondrial. Gene Ontology annotation, cellular component: mitochondrion. The record is from RefSeq and is a predicted model, not a curated record. Gene Ontology annotation, molecular function: delta(3,5)-delta(2,4)-dienoyl-CoA isomerase activity. Lineage: Eukaryota; Metazoa; Chordata; Actinopteri; Perciformes; Nototheniidae. The coding region runs from base 16 to 363 and encodes 115 amino acids. The transcript has 3 exons.